This is a messenger RNA of Procambarus clarkii (red swamp crayfish), 1441 nucleotides long. The record is from RefSeq and is a predicted model, not a curated record. NCBI's taxonomy places the organism in Eukaryota, Metazoa, Arthropoda, Malacostraca, Decapoda, Cambaridae.
UUGUCUUGUUCUCUCGUCGCUACAGUUGUGAGUAUGAGGAAGCUGUGGUGUGCAGCAGUGUUGGUGGUGACGCUGGUGAGUGUGGUGAGGCCUCAGUGUAUCUCCAACAAUGACAAGCUGGUGGUGACCUCCCCACCUGACCUGGCCCACAUCACCCCCUUCAGCUUGGACCUCUUCAAGCAGCUCUAUCCACCCACCGCCACAGGAAACUUUUUCUUCUCGCCCUACAGCGUGUGGACCGCCCUGGUCCUGGCCUACUUUGGGUCUGCUGGCAGGACUCGUCAGCAGCUGCAGGACACCCUUCGUCUCAGAGACCCUUCAACCACUCUGGCUACCUACAGGGCCCUCGACCGUCUAACCGCAGAGAGACAGAGCAACACGAGUGACUAUGUGAUAGACUUGGCCAACAAAGUGUAUGUGAAGAACGGCAUCCCUCUUCGGGACUGCAUCAGAGAUGUCCUUAAGAAAGAGGUGGAGAACAUCGACUUCUCACAGGCGGAUAAAGCCGCUGCGACAAUCAACCAGUUUGUGAACAAAACAACGCGGGGCAAGAUCCCAACUGUGGUGACAGAGAGCGACGUGGCACCGACACUGAUGGCGUUGGUCAACGCCGUCUACUUCAAAGGUUUCUGGUUGAGUCAAUUCAACCUAACCCAAACAACCAAGCAGAAGUUCUUCACCACCCCGAGCCAACACAGCCUUGUUGACAUGAUGACCCAACUUGGAAAAUUCAGAUUUGGAGUCUCGAGUGAGCUGGGAGCGACAGUGUUAGAGAUGCCGUACAAGGGGAAGGCGGCGUCCAUGUUGGUGUUGCUGCCUGACAACACCCCCGGCGGCGCCCCUGGCAACUCCGCCACGCCCCUGGACGCCAUGCUGCGGCGCCUCUCCCACGACACCCUCCACCACGCCCUCACCAACCUGGAAGAGCUGGAAGUGAAACUUCACUUCCCAAGGUUCAAACUGGAGCAGACAAUCACUGAGGAACUUAAGGCGGCCCUAGAAGCUCUGGGGAUCGAAGACCUGUUCUCGAGCCGCAGUGAUCUCACCAACUAUGUCCGGGGCACCAACCUGAGUGUGGACACCGUCAUCCACAAGGCCGUGGUGGAGGUGAACGAGGAAGGCUCCGAGGCUGCUGCUUCCACAGUCAUCGUCUUCAAAGGUGGCCCUGAACCCAGAGUGUUCAGAUGUGACCGCCCCUUCGUCUUCUUCAUCAGGGACAACCACACUAACACCAUACUCUUCAUGGGUGUCUACAGGAAGCCCUAACACCAUACUCUUCAUGGGCGUCUACAGGAAGCCCUAACACCAUACUCUUCAUGGGUGUCUACAGGAAGCCCUAACACCAUACUCUUCAUGGGUGUCUAUAGGAAGCCCUUAUCUUGAGGUUAUCUUGAGAUGAUUUCGGGGCUUUUUUUUUUUUUAGUGUCCCAGCGGCCCGGUC